UAUCUACGCCGUGCAAGACCCAUAUCGGUGAUUCCAGUCCAAAUUUUGAUCAUCAUUGUUAAGUAUUGUAGGUGGAGGAAGAAAUAGCGAUGAGACUGCUGUAUGGUCUGCUCGCGUGCACCCUCUUUCUGGAUGUCCAGGGGUUCUACUCAUCCAGUGACGAUGUGAUCGAGCUAGACCCCUCCAAUUUUAAUAAAAUGGUUCUGCAGAGUGACAGCCUGUGGCUUGUUGAAUUCUAUGCUCCAUGGUGUGGUCACUGCCAGAGACUGACUCCUGAUUGGAAGAAAGCUGCCACUGCUUUGAAGGGCGUUGUAAAGAUUGGGGCAGUCAACGCAGAUCAACACAAGUCACUCGGUGGUCAGUAUGGAAUUCGAGGCUUCCCGACUAUCAAGAUCUUUGGAGCUAACAAAAAUAAACCCGAGGAUUACCAAGGUGGUCGAACCAGUGAAGCCAUAGUGGACGGGGCCCUGUCAGCUCUGCGUUCUCUGGUGAAGGACAGACUGAGUGGAAAGACAGGAGGCUCCAGCCAGGGUAGACAGAGUGGUGGAGGCAGUGGUAAGAAGGAUGUGGUGGAGCUCACAGAUGAUAACUUCGAUAAGAUGGUGCUUAACAGUGAUGACAUAUGGAUGGUGGAGUUCUUCGCUCCUUGGUGUGGUCACUGCAAGAAUCUUGAGCCGGAAUGGGCUGCAGCUGCCUCAGAGGUCAAGGACCAGACAAAAGGCAAAGUGAAACUGGGAGCUGUAGAUGCCACUGUACAUCAAGGCCUGGCCAGUCGCUAUGGGAUCCGUGGGUUUCCCACCAUUAAGAUCUUCAGUAAAGGAGAGGAACCUGAGGAUUAUGAAGGAGGAAGAACACGGUCUGACAUCAUCGCACGAGCCAUGGACCUGUUCUCAGCCAAUGCACCUCCACCAGAGAUCCUGGAGAUCCUAAAUGAGGACGUAGUAAAGAAGACCUGUGAGGAUUACCAGCUGUGCAUUAUCUCUGUGCUACCCCACAUUCUGGACACAGGUGCAUCUGGGAGAAACGGCUAUCUGGACGUGAUGAAGAAAAUGGCAGAGAAAUAUAAAAAGAAGAUGUGGGGCUGGCUGUGGACUGAGGCAGGUGCACAGAUGGACUUGGAGGUGUCUCUGGGGAUUGGUGGUUUCGGUUACCCUGCCAUGGCUGCCAUAAAUGCUCGUAAAAUGAAAUUUGCUCUUCUCAGGGGCUCCUUCAGUGAAACAGGCAUCCAUGAGUUUCUCAGGGAGCUGUCUGUUGGAAGGGGCUCCACAGCUACAGUCGGAGGAGGAGCUCUUCCCAGAAUUAACAAGGUGGAGCCUUGGGAUGGCAAAGAUGGAGAGUUGCCAAUGGAGGAUGACAUCGACUUGAGUGAUGUGGACCUGGACGAUCUGGAAACAGGAGAUUCGGGAAAAGAUGAGUUGUAAGUUCCAGAGAGAAGUUUGUUUUAAGUCAGGGGUCUUCUCCUCUCCUAUGGAAGAGGGGGAAAUGAAGAACUUCCCAGAAAUGAGAAGAAAAAAAAAAACACUCAAAACAUGGUCUGUGUCACUGAGUCUGUAACUUCCACGGCUGAUUAAUAUAACAAACUUACAACGGCUCCUAUAAAAGGAGUCAAUCCAAACUUGGCCCAGUGUCUCGCGUGCUUUGAAUGUCGGCGAGACUAUUUGAGCUCGAGUAGCUCGACAGUAUCAUUUUAAUGCAUUUUCCAAAUAAAAUGUACGGCCUUAAAUACCCCAAACGCAGCUCUCUGAUGGCUCUAUCCCACAGGAGAGUCUCUUGGCUAAAAACAUGUUAUGGUUUCUAAAACAACAGUGCUAGCUGUGACUGUAAUAGUGUGUUAAGAUCAUGCUUCUGUUUGUGCUGUUCUGUGGGAAGAGGGCAAAAAAAACGUAAUAUUGUCAUGUUUGUUUUGUAUGAAAUAGUGUG
Molecule: messenger RNA, 1920 nt
Organism: Chanos chanos (milkfish)
Lineage: Eukaryota; Metazoa; Chordata; Actinopteri; Gonorynchiformes; Chanidae
Gene: pdia6
Product: protein disulfide isomerase family A, member 6
Exons: 13
Coding region: 90-1421 (443 amino acids)
Biological process (GO): response to endoplasmic reticulum stress
Cellular component (GO): endoplasmic reticulum lumen
Molecular function (GO): protein disulfide isomerase activity; protein-disulfide reductase activity
Source: RefSeq, a predicted model, not a curated record